Messenger RNA from Mangifera indica (mango), 1612 nucleotides. RefSeq names its product U-box domain-containing protein 7-like. Bases 147 to 1469 code for a protein of 440 amino acids. The transcript is spliced from 2 exons. Lineage: Eukaryota; Viridiplantae; Streptophyta; Magnoliopsida; Sapindales; Anacardiaceae. The record is from RefSeq and is a predicted model, not a curated record.
CUUCUUCCUUGUCCUUUUGUUCUUUCAUAUAUAUUCCCUUUCCCCUCUCUCUCUCUCUCAUUAAAGUCAAGAGAAUUAAUUAAACCUAGUAUUAUAUAAGGAAAACAGCCUUUAAACAGUCUUGAUCUCCUUCUUAACCACAAAGUAUGUCUACUUCUUCUUCUUCUUCUUCUUCUUCAACCUCUUCUUCUAAUAUCUGGUUAAUUUCUAACAAAAGGCUUCAAUUUUUUUCUCGAAUCCGUCGUUUCCUGCAAUCGAAAGCUGCUCGGAAGCGAUGCACAGACUCUGAACAUGUUGAAGAUAUUAAGAAUAUAUCAACAGCACCGAAGACUAUCAAUCAAGAAGUUAUUCAAGUUACGGUGCAGGAGAAAGAACAGAUUGAGGAUGAUUCUUCUGUGGCGUUACAAAAGUCAGUGAAAAGGCUUCACUUUGGAAGCUGGGAAGAGAAAGAGAUGGCCGCCUUGGAAAUACAGAGAUUUGCUAAAGAAGAUGUGAAGAUUAAAAAGUUGAUGGCUGAGCUUGGAGUUAUUCAUGUGUUGGUCUCCAUGGUGGCCACGGAGGUGGUUGGCCGUCGCCGGGCAGCCGUGCAGGCUUUGAUCGAGCUCGCUAAUGGAACUUACACGAACAAGGCUCUCAUGGUGGAGGCAGGAAUCUUGACAAAAUUACCAAUGAAUGUUGAUAUAGUUGACAAAUUGACAAGGCGAGAAUUCGCAGAAUUGAUGCUGUCAUUAUCUUCUCUAGCGAAUAAACAAUUCCCUCUUUCGUUAUCAGAAAUUGUCCCAUUUCUGGUGGGGAUUCUUGAAUCAGAAUCAAGCCUGGAAACUAAAGAGUUGUGCAUUGGUUCAUUGUACAAUCUCUCUGCAGUGUUGGAAAAUGCAAGGCCUUUGGUCUCUAAUGGGGUGGUAAACACUCUGUUGAAGCUUUGUUCAGCAAAGGAGCUCUCAGAGAAAUCACUUGCAACACUUGGGAACUUGGUGGUGACAUCAAUGGGAAAGAAAGCUAUGGAAGGUAGUCCACUUGUUCCGGACAGUUUGAUGGAGAUUUUGACAUGGGAAGAGAAGCCGAAAUGUCAAGAAUCCUCAUUGUACAUUUUAAUGAUUUUAGCUCAUCAAAGCUUAGCACAGCAAGACAAAAUGGCCAAGUCAGGAAUUGUCCAUGUCAUUCUUGAAGUAGCAUUAGUGGGGAGCCCUCUAGCGCAGAAGAGAGCAUUGAAAUUGUUACAAUGGUUUAAAGAUGAAAGGCAGGCGAAGAUGGGAUCUCAUUCCGGGCCACAAACAGGAAGAAUUGCAAUGGGGUCGCCAGUGAAUCCGAGAGAGGCGCAAGGGGGAAGGAAAUUGAUGAAGAAUUUGGUGAAACAAAGUCUGCAUAAGAAUAUGGAAAUUAUUACAAGGAGAGCAAAUGCUGCAGAUGAUUCUUCCAAACUCAAGUCCCUGGUGAUAAGCACAAGUUCUAAGAGCUUGCCUUACUAAAAAAUCUCAUCAAUUUGCCUUUUCUUGUGAAGAAGAAGCUAGUGACUUGAAAAUUUGUACAUCAUAAAACAAUAAAAACCAAAUUUUCAGAUAUGGGGAAGCUUCCCUUUGGAUAAUGAAAAUGAUAUAGCUUCAUUUUUUCA